Danio rerio (zebrafish) is the source of this 2431-nucleotide messenger RNA. Lineage: Eukaryota; Metazoa; Chordata; Actinopteri; Cypriniformes; Danionidae. The record is from RefSeq and is a predicted model, not a curated record.
AUGCAAGUGGAAGCACCCUGGCAUAACCACCACCAACCAAGCUCCAACAACAGCAACCACCACCAACCAAGCUCCGACAACAGCAACCACCACCAACCAAGCUCCAACAACAGCAACCACCACCAACCAAGCUCCAACAACAGCAACCACCACCAACCAAGCUCCAACAACAGCAACCACCACCGACCAAGCUCCAACAACAGCAACCACCACCAACCAAGCUCCAACAACAGCAACCACCACCGACCAAGCUCCAACAACAGCAACAACCACCAACCAAGCACCGACAACACAACCACCACCAACCAAGCUCCGACAACAGCAACCACCAACAUGCCAUAUCCAGACACUACAUCCACCCCAAGUGGACAGAUACAAAGAGUCUGUAAAAAGGAAGUACUGAAGAAAAAAUGUCCCAUAUGCCAAGUUCAAAUGCACAAAACAAAUUUAAAGAGGCACAUAGAAAGGAAGCACACAGCCAAACAAAAGGACAUCACAGCAACAUCCCACCUGCUUAAUGAAUGUAUAGAUCAGGAAAAUGGAAUUUAUUGUGUCCACAAGUCAUUUCAUGGUGCCAGCAUACCUCUACAUGUCCAAAAUAAAAUAUGGGGUGAAAAUCAACAUGUCUCCUGUGAAUCCACUGAGUGCCAGGUUAACAUGGAGUUGGCAUGGAGGAGUGGGUUAAAGGCAUAUCAGUGCACACAUAUUAAAUCAAUAGCAUACUGUUCAUCUUAUGCUUCCUCUCCUCUGCUAAGUGACAUUACACUUACUGAGAUGGUGAACAGCAAAUGGUUUGGUGAGGAUAAAAAGAAGGUUUGCCUUGAUCGGCAAAACCUCGCCAAAAGCAAUCAUGUACCUCUGUCUGUGCACUGCAAAACUGGAACCCCCAAAUCAGUGAAAUACAUUUCUGUAUAUGAGCCUACAAUUUCAUAUUUCAGUCGGCUUGGAAGAGUCAUGGUGUCAUAUGACACCAAAAAAAAUUCAUGGCACUGUCCAUGUCAGAAGACAAGGAGGUCUUGCAUACAUAAAUAUAUUGCCAAAUGGCACUUGUUUCAGACAAACCCUGAGCUGUUUAGUAAAGUGCGGAGCACUGAGGAAUUGGAAUUUCUUACAUCAGCAGGGGACGACAACAGAUGGAGUGAAGCCGAUCAUGAGGGUGACAGACUGUAUCCACCAAAAGAUAAGGAUAAGUUAAAAGUCAUGAUUCAGUAUAUUCUGAUGAAAAAAAAGUUACCUCCAGUUCUUCCUGAAGAGAUACGUCUUCCAUCAGUGGAAAAAGAGUAUCCAAGGCAUCUAAUCCCAGAGGAGAUGAUGUGCCAGCACUGCCCUGGCAAUGUACCUCUGGGUGACCCAAUCCUUAUUACGCAAAAGGCGAAAAUCCUCACCAGCUCACGCAUUGUUCAGGGUAGGUCUGUGAUAUAUCCAUACUGCUGUCAGCAGAGUGGUGGAAUAUUUGGAAAGAACUACAGGGACAAUCCACCAGUUGUAAUCAUGGACCUCCAUAAGAAGGGGGCCUUCCAUUUGUCAGUAAGUGACCUUGCACUGCCUCCAGAGGACUUCCAAGGAGAGGUUGACAUGCACAGUUUUUGGGAGGCACUUUCAGUGGAGAGGAUUGGUAGAGGAUUUGUCACAAAGUGUAAAAAAGUUCGUCCACCAAAACCGGCUGAGGUCUCUGAGAUAACAGUGACAGAAGAUCGCCUCAGAGAGGAACUGUACAGGCAAAAGUUUCCCAUCUCAGGUGGUUGGGCUGUCAUUUUGUGCCCGUGCGGCAUUGUGUACAGCAUCAAAUGUAACAUUCGUGCAGAAAGCCCACGUGACUUUGCAGACAUGUUACUUUCUUGGAAGCACAUGCCAAAUGUCGUCAUAUAUGACUUUGCACGUGGGUUAGCAACCCACAUGAACCUUAGAGAACCAGAAAGUUUGCCUUUCAAGCCAUUUGAAGGACGGUUAAGAGCACCAACUCCAGACAACAUAGCCAAAGCCAAAGAUGGGAAACUGAAGGUCUCAUUGCCUUGGCUAAAUUGUAAAAAAAACAUCCCAGACACUGAAGGUCAUCCAAUAACGGGUUCAGCAGAACAUUAUGCUCUGUAUGACCGGUUUCAUGAGGACAAUACAAAAGAUCCUCGUGAUGUCCUGCGUAAACUUGACCUGGUCCCACAACUCGCGGGAAAAGUGAACAGUCAAGUUGCAGAACAACUAUUUUCCAGAAUGAAGAAAAACAAUUACUUUUUAAACAUGGCUUUACCAUCGACUCAUCUGUUUCUUAUGAGAAAUAUCAUACAUCAUCAUAACAUGCACAGAAAUGAACAACGACUAGGCAACAUAAAAAGGGCUUUUGAAAAUGAUGUCACAAUGAACAGGCACAGCCAGGCAGUGUUGGGUAAUUAUUUUAUUUAUUUAUUUAUUUUUAUGUAUUAAAUACAAUUAUGAG